AGAAGGGCGUGCGCGCUCUCGUGCCUGCUCGGGGGCGCGCUCCUCCUCCGGACCCUCCCCUCUUCCUCUUCCUCUUCCUCGACACGAGUGGAGGUGGCUGUGCUUCCCCGAAGUGGGCUCCAGAGGGAAGGCAGGCUGAGGCAGGCAGGCUGAGGCAGGGCUCCCUUCUUUGGCCCCCCAUGGACCCCCCAGGCCCUUCCCUGGAAUCGGGGGGCCCCGCUCCAGCCUUGGGGGAGACGCCCCCUUAGACAGACAGACAGACAGACCCGCCGCCGGAGCCCGCCCCACAUCAGACGGGCCAAGAUGCCUCCUCCGCCUCCGCCGCCGCUGCUCCUCCGGCUCUGCCUGUCGGCUGCCUGCUGGGCCUUCUUGGGGUGGGCCCCUCCAUGGUUGGCCCACGCGUGCCCGGCGCCGUGUGCCUGCGUGGACAAGUACGCCCAGCAGUUUGCGGACUGCGCCUACAAGGAGCUGUCCACGGUGCCGCUGGGGCUGCCGUCCAACGUGACCACCUUGAGCCUCUCGGCCAACAAGAUCUCCCUGCUGGGGAGGGGCUCCUUCGAGGGGGUGACCGGGGUGACCUCGCUGUGGCUGGCCCACAACCGCAUCUCCGCCGUGGAGGAGGGCACGCUCUCCAUCCUGGGCCAGCUGAAGAACCUGGACAUGAGCCACAACCAGAUCGUGGACUUCCCCUGGGAGGACCUGCGCAACCUGAGCGCCCUCCAGCUCCUCAAGAUGAACAACAACCGCAUGGCGUACCUGCCCAGGUGGGCCUUCCGCACCCUGCGCGACCUGCGCUCCCUCCGCAUCAACAACAACCGCUUUGCCGCCUUGGCGGAGGGCACCUUCGAGCCCCUCACCUCCCUCUCCCACCUCCAGAUCUACAACAACCCCUUCAACUGCACCUGCCAGCUCAUGUGGCUCAAGAACUGGACCGAGAACACCUUGAUCUCCAUCCCGGAGCGGGAGGCCAUCGCCUGCGCGGCGCCCGAGCCCUGGAAGGACCUCCCGUUGGCCAAGAUCCCCGCCAUACCCUGCUCCGCCCCCACCGUCGCCUUGACCUACCACCCCAACCUGGAGCGCACCUCGCUUGCCUACGGCUUGACCUUGGCUUUACACUGCCAGGCUUCGGGGUCACCUCCGCCGGAGCUCCAAUGGCGCGUCCAGACCUCCUCGGGCCAAACGCUGGAGCUGCCCAGUCGGAACAAGAGUGAGCAGAGUAACCGGCUGCCCUCCGAAGACGGCGUGCCAGAGCCUUUCCGGACCUUUAGCAACGGCACUCUGGUGAUCACGCACCUGAGCAAGAGAGAGGAGGGCACCUACACCUGCCUGGCCAGCAACGAGAUGGGCGCCAACCAAAGCUCUGUCCAUGUGGCCCUGGCGGAUGCCCCCAAGGACCCCGACUCCCCCGGGCUGCAAACCCCCCUCGGAGGAGGAGAGGGCAAGCCGGAGGGCAAGGCCUCCAAGAACAGCGUCAUGAAGCCGGACGAGAGGAGCAAACCGCCGACGCUCUCCCGGCCCACCCCGUCCCGGAACGUCCACGCUUCGCCGUCCGGGAGUGAGCUCCCAAGCAGCAGUGACCGGGCGGGGGGCGAGGACUCACCUUUCCAGCCCCCGCAUUUCGAGAAGCGCUGUGGGCCCAGCCCUGAACCACGCUACGUCUCCAACCACGCUGCCUUCAACCAGAGCGCGGCCGCUCUCAAGCCCCACAGCUUCGACUUGGGAGUCAUCGCCCUCGACGUGUCCGAGCGGGAGGCCAAAGUCCAGCUCACCCCCUUCUCCUCUUCCUCUUCCUCCUCCACGCCGGAGAAAGCGCACCUGAGGCGGCUCUACCUGUGCGAGGAGAAGCCUCCGGGAGGGCGGCCAUCUUUGGUCCAGUGGUCCCGGAUCGAGGAGGGCGUCAACGCCUACUGGUUCCAAGGCUUGCGGCCCGGCACCAACUACUCCGUCUGCCUGACCUACGCCGGCGAGGACUGCCCGGUCCAGGUGGUCUUCAGCACCAAGCAAGAGGUGCCCUCGCUCCUCAUCAUCGUGGUGGUCAGCAUCUUCCUCCUGGGCGUGGCCACGGUCCCCUUGCUGGGGGCCACCUGCUGCCACCUGCUCUCCACGUACCAAGGCAAGACCUACAAGCUCAUCUUGAGGGCCCGCAACCCGGACCAGAUGGAGAAGCACAUGGCCGCCGAUUUCGACCCCCGGACGUCCUACCUGGGUUCGGAGAAGAACGACGACCCCAGCGAGGUUGGGGAAGGGGUCGGAGAGGAAGAGGAAGAGGACGGAGGAGGAGGAGGAGGAAGAGGGGAGCUGGGCAGAGCGGCCACCAGCCAAGGGCAGCUGGCCCGAGACGAGAGCAUGGCGGCGAGCUCCCUGGCCGAAUCCCAGUCCAAGACCAACCCGGAGGAGUUCGAAGUGGGCUCCGAAUACAGCGACCGGUUGCCACUGGGAGCCGAGGCCGUCACCAUCGCCCAGGAGAUCAACGGCAACUACAAGCAGCCACCACGUUGAGGCCUCCACCGGGUUGAGGAGCGACCAUCCGUCCACGCUUGGAGGUGGGAAGAGCCGUGGCCGUGGACUGAGCCCUCGGGCUUGACUUGAGGGAGGCCGAGGCACAUCGCCAACUGACCGGGCGGCCUUGACCACGUGUUUGCUGCCUGCGAGCGGAGGAGAGGGAGCACGGGUGCCGCGUGGACCCCUCGGUACAAGUUGGCUUUGCAAAAAGGUUUCUCCCUUAAACGUGGACAAAAGAAGGGUCUGUGUUUGCAUCGUUGUCGUGUCCAGAGUGUCUCCCCUUCCCUCCAAAGCUCUUCAACCGUUGUGGUGAUUAUUUGAAGGAUAGGUAAACAAUACACUUAUAGGUCUGUGUUCUAAGACGGGGUUCGCCAGAGGGACGAAGCCCACCUUGACUCAUAACUGGGUUGCUGUGAGUUCUCUGGGCUGUCUGGCCAUGUUCCAGAAGCAUUCUCUCCUGACGUUUCACCCACAUAGAUGGCAGGCGUCCUCAGAGGUUGUGAGGCCUGUCGGAAACUAGGCAAGUGAGGUUUAUAUGUCUGUGGAAUAUCUUGGGCGGGAGAAGGAACUCUUGUCUGGGUUGUUGUGAGUGUUCCAGGCUGUCUGGUCAUGUUCCAGGAGCAUUCUCUCCUGAUGUUUUGCCUACAUCUAUGGCAGGCAUCCUCUGAGGUUGUGAGAUCUGUCAGAAACUUGGCAAGUGAGGUUUAUAUGUCUGUGGAAUGUCUUGGGUGGGAAAGAACUCUCAUCUGGGUUGUUGUGAGUUUCCUGGGGUGUCUGGCCAUCUUCCAGAAACAUUCUCUCCUGACAUUUCGCCUGCAUCUUUGGAUUGCAUCUUUUUUAAUUGUCAAAGGCUUUCAUGGCCGGAAUCAUUGGGUUGUUGUGGGUUUUCCAGGCUGUCUGGCCAUGUUCCAGGAGCAUUCUCUCCUGACGUUUUGCCUGCAUCUACAGCAGGCAUCCUCAGAGGUUGUGAGGCCUGUUGGAAACUAGGCAAAUGAGGUUUAUAUCCCCGUGGAAUGAUGUCCAGGGUGGGAGAAAGAAAUCUUGUUUGGGUUGCUUGUUUGUGUUGCUGGCCAUGUUCUAGAAGCAUUCUCUCCUGACGUUUCACCCACAUCUAUGGCAGGCAUCCCCAGAGGUUGUGAGGUUUGUUGGAAACUAGGAAAAUGAGGUUUAUACCCCUGUGGAAUGAUGUCCAGGGUGAGAGAAAAAAAGAACUCUUGUCUCUUGGAAGCAAGUGUGAAUGUUGCCAUUGGCCACCUUGAUUAGCAUUUAAUGGCCUUUCAGCUUCAAAGCCUAGCUGGUUGCUGCCUGGGAGAAUCCUUUAUUGGGAGGUGAUUAGCUCACCCUGAUUGUUUCUGGUCUGGAAUUCCCCUGUUUUUAUUUUUAUUUGUUUUUAUU
This is a messenger RNA of Anolis sagrei ordinatus, 3897 nucleotides long. RefSeq names its product immunoglobulin superfamily containing leucine rich repeat 2 (gene ISLR2). Lineage: Eukaryota; Metazoa; Chordata; Lepidosauria; Squamata; Anolidae. Gene Ontology annotation, molecular function: protein binding. The record is from RefSeq and is a predicted model, not a curated record.